GUCGCAUGACCUCUGCAUUACGAGCCGAUCAAGUCUCCACAACUGUUCACUGCGUGGGACUGCGGUGCUCUCCAUGCCAAGUUGCAUUGCAUCGUGUUUGCCCACGCUACCUGGCAUCGAGACACAUUAUCCCGCCCUGCUUCGAAACCUGUUUCGAGACGAGGUUCAACACUGCUGAUAGGUUAGAGUACCGGAGAGUGGCCGAGAGUAAAUCAAGCUCUGGGAAAGAUACUGCCCGCUUCAGUAGAACAGCUCAUAUCACUGGCUAACAAGGAUCAAUGUGACAAUAUGCAUGCAUAAUCUGGUUUUCACCCACUCGGAGAUGUAAGUGUAGAUCUCAACGCCUCGACGCCACGCUCAUCCCUUCCUGGUUGCCUUCGGUUGCCUUGGGCCUGACUCGGGUCUGGCGGUGGGAUGCUGCCGUUAUUGCCAUGUGGAUAUGGUAGCCUCGGGAUAGUUGACCCAGAUAAUGGGAACCAUAAGGCUGAUCGCGGCAUAUCUCAGUCUAUAGAUCCCGUGGUUUUAAUAUAUGCAAUGUUAGACUAUCGCUUGCCAGUCUAGUAGAUCAUACUGCCUACGGUGAUCCUAGAAAAGCAGCGCAGCUAAGAAAAAAGCAUACUCUCUCGUGAUGAACAUGAUCCUCGUAUAAGCCACCAUGCUGGGUCCCCCACGAGGAUCACGAACAGGUAGAUAAUAUAUCCACUUUACGCAGGGAUCAUCCGGAAGCGAAGGCUUGAGCUCCCAUGUGCCGUGCUCUCAGCCGAUUGCUAUGUCGGUUUUCUUGUCAGCUGGAUCUUCUGAUGCUGUUAUUGGCCUUUGUCCUCUUUCUGCUGUUCCACUUCAUCACACCCGGUCAUUCUGCUGGUUCAUGCAGGUGUCCGCUGCGCUUCUCGCUUCGUUCAAGCGAUGUUUCAG
This is a messenger RNA of Aspergillus welwitschiae, 915 nucleotides long. RefSeq lists its product as uncharacterized. The coding region runs from base 6 to 269 and encodes 87 amino acids. The record is from RefSeq and is a predicted model, not a curated record. NCBI's taxonomy places the organism in Eukaryota, Fungi, Ascomycota, Eurotiomycetes, Eurotiales, Aspergillaceae. The transcript is spliced from 2 exons.